Molecule: messenger RNA, 567 nt
Organism: Gigantopelta aegis
Lineage: Eukaryota; Metazoa; Mollusca; Gastropoda; Neomphalida; Peltospiridae
Product: clumping factor A-like
Exons: 2
Coding region: 1-567 (188 amino acids)
Source: RefSeq, a predicted model, not a curated record
AUGUAUGGUGUUUUAGUGGGUUUAUUUGACAGUGACGAUGACAACAGUGUUAGUGAUAAUGAUAGUGACAGUGACGAUGACAACAGUGUUAGUGAUAAUGAUAGUGACAGUGACGAUGACAACAGUGUUAGUGAUAAUGAUAGUGACAGUGACGAUGACAACAGUGUUAGUGAUAAUGAUAGUGACAGUGACAGUGACAACAGUGUUAGUGAUAAUGAUAGUGACAGUGACAGUGACAACAGUGUUAGUGAUAAUGAUAGUGACAGUGACAGUGACGAUGACAACAGUGUUAGUGAUAAUGAUAGUGACAGUGACGAUGACAACAGUGUUAGUGAUAAUGAUAGUGACAGUGACGAUGACAACAGUGUUAGUGAUAAUGAUAGUGACAGUGACGAUGACAACAGUGUUAGUGAUAAUGAUAGUGACAGUGACAGUGACAACAGUGUUAGUGAUAAUGAUAGUGACAGUGACAGUGACAACAGUGUUAGUGAUAAUGAUAGUGACAGUAUCAGUAUCCACUGUUCCUCAGAUGAGGAGGAUUGCACCGAGUCUCCCACUCACGACUGA